This is a messenger RNA of Salvelinus namaycush (lake trout), 5226 nucleotides long. It is a transcript of the gene nalcn, whose product is annotated as sodium leak channel, non-selective. Gene Ontology annotation, biological process: monoatomic ion transport; transmembrane transport. The transcript has 44 exons. Gene Ontology annotation, cellular component: membrane. Gene Ontology annotation, molecular function: monoatomic cation channel activity. The coding region runs from base 1 to 5226 and encodes 1741 amino acids. The record is from RefSeq and is a predicted model, not a curated record. Lineage: Eukaryota; Metazoa; Chordata; Actinopteri; Salmoniformes; Salmonidae.
AUGUGCAGUGCUGGAGCAAUUUCAGCUUUACUUUUCCCUUUGAUCCACUCUCUGUAUAGUACGGCCAGCCCCAGCAUGCUGAAGAGGAAGCAGAGCUCGAGGGUUGAGGCCCAGCCCAUGACUGACUUUGGGCCCGACGAAACCCUCGCCGACAGCGCCGACAUCUUCUGGAUCAACAAACCAUGGGUGCAUUCUCUGCUGCGAGCCUGUGCCAUCAUCAGCGUCAUCAGCGUGUGUAUGAACACACCCAAGACGUUCGAGCACUACCCCCCGCUGCAGUACGUGACCUUUACCCUGGACACGCUGCUCAUGUUCCUCUACACCGCCGAGAUGAUCGCCAAGAUGCACAUCAGAGGAAUCAUCAAGGGUGAUAACUCGUACGUCAAGGAUCGCUGGUGUAUGUUUGACGGCUUCAUGGUCUUCUUCCUCUGGGUGUCUCUGGUGCUUCAGGUGUUUGAGAUAGCGGAUGUUGUUGACCAGAUGUCUCCCUGGGGCAUGUUGAGAAUCCCCAGAGCCCUCAUCAUGAUCCGAGCCUUCAGGAUCUACUUCCGCUUCGAGCUGCCACGCUCACGCAUCACCAACAUCCUCAAGCGAUCAGGGGAACAGAUCUGGAGUGUGUCGAUAUUCUUGCUCUUCUUCCUCCUUCUGUAUGGAAUUCUGGGAGUUCAGAUGUUCGGAACGUUCAAUCAUCACUGCGUUACCAACGACACAACGAAUGGUACUGUGACAUGGAACAGCCUGGCCAUCCCCGACACCCACUGUUCGCCAGACGGGGAGGGCUACCUGUGUCCUUUGGGCUUUAAGUGUGUGGACUUGGAAGAACUGGGGCUCAGCAGACAGGAGCUGGGCUACAGCGGCUUCAACGAGCUCGGUACGAGUAUCUUCACCGUGUACGAGGCAGCCUCUCAGGAGGGCUGGGUGUUCCUUAUGUACAGAGCCAUCGACAGUUUCCCUCGCUGGCGCUCCUACUUCUACUUCAUCACGCUCAUCUUCUUCCUGGCCUGGCUUGUCAAGAAUGUUUUCAUUGCGGUCAUCAUUGAAACGUUUGCUGAGAUCAGAGUUCAGUUCCAGCAGAUGUGGGGGUCCCGAAGCAGCACCACCUCUACUGCUACCACACAGAUGUUCCACGAGGACUCGGCUGGAGGAUGGCAGCUUGUUGCUGUGGACGUCAACAAACCACAUGGCCGCGCACCAGCCUGCCUCCAGCAACUGAUGCGCUCCUCCAUCUUCCACAUGUUUAUUCUGACUAUGGUUGCCGUAGACGUAAUCGUUGCCGCUAGCAACUACUACAAGGGCGAGAACCACCAAAGGCACUAUGACGAGUUCUACCUGGCUGAGGUUGCCUUUACAGUGCUGUUUGACCUGGAGGCUAUGCUUAAGGUCUGGUGCCUGGGCUUCACGGGCUACAUCAUCUCCUCUCUACACAAGUUUGAGUUGCUGCUGGUGGUGGGGACCACCCUGCACAUCUACCCUGACCUCUACCACUCCCAGUUCACCUACUUCCAGGUACUGCGAGUGGUACGUCUGAUAAAGAUCUCCCCGGCACUAGAGGACUUUGUGUACAAGAUAUUUGGUCCCGGUAAGAAGCUGGGCAGCUUGGUGGUGUUCACAGCGAGCCUGCUCAUAGUCAUGUCAGCCAUCAGUCUACAGAUGUUCUGCUUCGUGGAGGAACUGGACCGAUUCACCACCUUUCCCAGAGCAUUCAUGUCUAUGUUCCAGAUCUUAACCCAGGAGGGUUGGGUGGACGUGAUGGACCAAACUCUUGUGGCCGUCGGUCAAAUGUGGGCUCCCGUAGUGGCUAUCUACUUCAUCCUCUACCAUCUGUUCGCUACUCUGAUUCUGCUCAGUCUUUUCGUGGCCGUCAUCCUUGACAAUCUAGAGUUGGAUGAAGACUUGAAGAAACUCAAACAACUGAAGCAAAGUGAGGCGAACGCAGAUACCAAAGAGAAGCUGCCCCUACGUCUAAGGAUCUUUGAGAAGUUUCCUAAUCGGCCCCAGAUGGUCAAGAUCUCCAAGCUGCCAUCUGAUUUCACUGUGCCCAGAAUCAGGGAGAGUUUCAUGAAGCAGUUCAUCGAUCGGCAGCAGCAGGACACCAGCUGUCUGUUCCGCCGUCUUCCUUCUGCAUCCUCCUCUUCCUGUGACCAUUCCAAGCGAUCCGCCAUAGAAGACAACAAAUACAUCGACCAGAAGCUCCGCAGGUCAAUAUUCAGCAUCAGAGCUCGCAACCUCCUGGAGAAGGAAACUACUAUCAAUAAAAUUCUCCGGGCUUGUACCAGACAGCGUAUGCUGAGUGGAUCCUUCGAGGGCCAACCACUGAAAGAGCGCUCCAUCCUCAGUGUCCAACACCAUAUACGCCAAGAACGCAGGUCUCUGAGACAUGGCUCCACUAGUCAGAGGAUCAGCAGAGGAAAGUCCCUGGAGACACUCACACAAGAUCAUUCCAGCACAGUGCGUUAUCGUAACGCCCAGCGAGAAGAUAGUGAGAUCAAGAUGAUCCAGGAGAAAAAGGAGCAGGCCGAGAUGAAGCGGAAGGUCCAGGAAGAGGAACUGAGGGAGAACCAUCCUUACUUUGACAAACCUCUCUUCAUUGUGGGGAGAGAGCACCGCUUCAGAAACUUCUGUAGGACUGUAGUGCGGGCACGCUUCAAUGCAUCCAAAACAGAUCCUGUAACAGGAGCGGUGAACUCCAAAUACCACCAGCUUUAUGAUCUCCUGGGGCUGGUUACCUAUCUGGACUGGGUGAUGAUCGUAGUGACCAUCUGCUCCUGUAUCUCCAUGAUGUUUGAGUCUCCUUUCACCAGGGUCAUGCAUGUACCCACUCUACAGAUAGGAGAGUAUGUCUUUGUCAUCUUCAUGAGUAUCGAGCUGAACCUGAAGAUCAUGGCGGACGGCCUGUUUUUUACUCCCACGGCCGUCAUCAGAGACUUCGGAGGAGUCAUGGACAUCUUCAUCUACCUCUGUAGUCUGAUCUUCCUGUGUUGGCUGCCUCCUAACGUGCCUCCGGAGUCUGGGGCUCAGCUGUUGAUGAUGCUGAGGUGUCUUCGCCCCCUACGCAUCUUUAAACUGGUGCCCCAGAUGAGGAAGGUGGUGCGGGAGGUCAUCAAGGGCUUCAAGGAGAUUUUCCUGGUCUCCAUCCUGCUCCUGACACUAAUGCUGGUGUUUGCAAGCUUCGGCGUCCAGCUCUUUGCUGGAAAACUAGCCAAGUGCAAUGACCCCCACGUAUUCCUUCGGGAGGACUGCCAUGGAAUCUUCCGGAUCAACGUGAGUGUGUCUAAAAACCUCAAUCUCAAACUAAGACCAGGAGAGAAGAAGCCUGGCUUCUGGGUGCCAAGAGUGUGGGCCAACCCUCGCAACUUUAAUUUUGACAAUGUGGGUAAUGCCAUGCUGGCUUUGUUUGAGGUCCUGUCACUCAAAGGCUGGGUGGAGGUCCGUGAUGUCAUCAUUCACCGCGUCGGACCGAUCCACGGUAUCUACAUCCACGUGUUUGUCUUUCUGGGCUGUAUGAUUGGACUCACUCUGUUUGUCGGAGUGGUCAUCGCUAACUUCAAUGAGAACAAGGGUACUGCUCUGCUGACAGUGGACCAGAGGAGGUGGGAGGACCUGAAGAGUCGACUGAAGAUUGCCCAGCCUCUCCACCUCCCCCCACGCCCAGAGAAUGCAGGGUUCCGUGCCAAGAUGUAUGACAUCACUCAGCACCCCUUCUUCAAACGGGGUAUCGCUGUGCUGGUUUUGGCCCAGUCAGUGCUGCUGUCUGUCAAGUGGGACGUAGAUGACCCAGUAACAAUGCCACUUGCUACCAUGUCAGUGGUCUUCACCAUUAUCUUUGUGUUAGAGGUGACGAUGAAGUUCAUAGCUAUGUCCCCGGCGGGGUACUGGCAGAGCAGACGGAACCGCUACGAUUUACUGGUGACAAUACUGGGAGUCAUCUGGAUAGUCUUGCACUUUGCUCUACUGAAUGCAUAUACUUACAUGAUGGGCACCUGUGUGAUCGUCUUCAGGUUCUUCACCAUCUGUGGGAAGCAUGUGACUCUGAAGAUGCUACUGCUGACAGUCGUGGUCAGUAUGUAUAAAAGCUUCUUCAUCAUCGUGGGAAUGUUCCUCCUCCUCCUCUGCUACGCCUUCGCUGGAGUCGUCCUAUUCGGAACCGUCAAAUACGGAGAGAACAUCAACAGGCAUGCUAACUUCUCCACGGCAGGCAAGGCCAUCACGGUUCUGUUCCGUAUUGUCACUGGGGAAGACUGGAAUAAGAUCAUGCAUGACUGCAUGGUGCAGCCUCCGUUCUGCACCCCCGAUAAGCAUCGCUACUGGGAGACGGACUGUGGGAACUACGCAGGGGCACUCAUCUACUUUUGCUCCUUCUAUGUCAUCAUUGCUUACAUCAUGCUCAACCUCCUCGUGGCCAUCAUCGUGGAGAACUUCUCUCUCUUCUACUCCACUGAGGAGGACCAGCUACUGAGCUACAACGACCUCCGACACUUUCAGAUUAUCUGGAACAAUGUGGAUGACAAGAGAGAGGGAGUGAUCCCAACAUCACGGGUGAAGUUCCUGCUGCGUCUGCUGAGGGGCAGGCUGGAGGUCGACCUGGAUAAGGACAAGCUGCUGUUCAAACACAUGUGCUAUGAGAUGGAGAGGCUGCACAACGGAGGGGACGUCACCUUCCACGACGUGCUCAGUAUGUUGUCAUACCGCUCAGUGGAUAUCAGGAAGUCUCUACAGCUGGAGGAGCUGCUGGCUAGAGAGCAGCUGGAGUACACCAUAGAAGAAGAGGUGGCCAAGCAGACCAUACGCAUGUGGCUCAAGAAGUGCCUCAAACGCAUCCGUGCUAAGCAGCAGCAGUCGUGCAGCAUCAUCCACAGCCUGAGAGAGAGCCAGCAGCAGGAGCUCAGUCGCUUCCUUAACCCGCCCAGCAUACAGACCACCCUGCCUAGUGAGGACAUCAACGCUAACCAGGACCAUUCAACACAGCCAGAGUUGAGUGGUCUCCAACAGCUGCUGAGUCCUACUCUGUCAGACCGUGGGGGAUACAGACAGGACUCCUCAGAACGCCCUCAGAGGAAACUGGGACAGUGGAGACUACCUGCAGGUCGUACCAGUGUCAAGUCCAUGGUGUGUAAGAUGAACCCUGUGAGUGACGAAGCCUCCUCGGGGUCAGAGGUCAAGAAAUGGUGGACGCGUCAGCUGACCGUUGAGAGUGACGAGAGUGGUGAUGACCUCAUAGAUAUUUAA